This is a messenger RNA of Penicillium longicatenatum, 1062 nucleotides long. RefSeq names its product WD40 repeat domain-containing protein. Gene Ontology annotation, biological process: G protein-coupled receptor signaling pathway. The record is from RefSeq and is a predicted model, not a curated record. NCBI's taxonomy places the organism in Eukaryota, Fungi, Ascomycota, Eurotiomycetes, Eurotiales, Aspergillaceae. Gene Ontology annotation, molecular function: signaling receptor complex adaptor activity; protein binding. Gene Ontology annotation, cellular component: heterotrimeric G-protein complex; cytoplasm. The coding region runs from base 1 to 1062 and encodes 353 amino acids. The transcript is spliced from 4 exons.
AUGGCAGCCGACAUGACGGGCGAACAAAUGCAGGCGAAAAUUACCGCGGCCCGGCGCGAAGCAGAGGGGUUGAAGGACAAGAUCAAGCGCCGGAAGGAUGAGCUGGCCGACACCUCCCUUCGCCAAGUAGCACAGCGAGAGACCGAUGCCCUCCCUCGAAUUGGCAUGAAGCCUCGCCGCACACUCAAGGGCCAUUUGGCGAAGAUUUACGCCAUGCACUGGUCGACCGACCGCCGCCAUCUCGUGUCAGCUUCGCAGGACGGAAAGCUCAUCAUCUGGGAUGCCUACACCACCAACAAAGUUCACGCCAUCCCCCUGCGCUCAUCGUGGGUCAUGACUUGUGCGUACGCGCCCAGUGGAAACUACGUCGCCUGCGGUGGUUUGGACAACAUUUGUUCCAUUUACAACUUGUCGUCGCGCGAAGGCCCUACUCGGGUCGCGCGCGAGCUGUCUGGUCACUCCGGUUACCUCUCUUGCUGUCGAUUCAUCAAUGAUCGUCGCAUUAUCACCUCUUCCGGCGAUAUGACCUGUAUGCUGUGGGAUAUCGAGUCUGGGUCCAAGGUCACCGAGUUCGCCGAUCACCUCGGCGACGUGAUGUCGAUCAGUAUCAAUCCGACCAACCAGAACAUCUUCGUCUCUGGUGCCUGUGAUGCUUUCGCCAAGCUGUGGGAUAUUCGUACCGGCAAGGCCGUGCAGACAUUUGCUGGCCACGAGUCCGAUAUCAACGCCAUCCAAUUCUUCCCCGACGGCAACGCCUUCGGUACCGGCUCUGACGACACUUCUUGCCGUCUCUUUGAUAUCCGCGCCGAUCGCGAGCUGAACAUCUACCAGAGCGACCAAGUUCUUUGCGGUAUUACCUCCGUUGCUUUCUCCGUGUCUGGCCGAUUACUGUUCGCUGGUUACGACGAUUUCGAGUGCAAGGUGUGGGAUGUCCUUCGUGGCGAUAAGGUUGGCUCCUUGAGCGGCCACGAGAACCGCGUGAGCUGCCUGGGAGUCAGCAACGACGGCAUCAGUCUGUGCACUGGAUCUUGGGAUUCUCUUCUCAAGGUCUGGGCCUGGUAA